AUGGACGUACGACUGCCGUUUUCGGGCGUAAUUACGCCCUGGACGUCCACUAACGGAAGCGCUGUGAUAUCUAGGGCAGGGGCAACGGCAGUUGUACAAGGUGCCCUGUGUAAACCAAGGAAUGAACCAGUGGCCAUAAAAAGGAUUAAUCUGGAAAAAUGCAAUACUACAGUAGAGGAGCUAUGCGUUAUGAAAGAGAUACAGGCAAUGAGCCAGUGCAAACACGAGAAUGUGGUAGGCUAUCAUACGUCAUUUGUUGUGAAGGACGAACUAUGGGUCAUCAUGAAGUGUGCAGUGGUGUUCCUCUAA
Molecule: messenger RNA, 309 nt
Organism: Dreissena polymorpha
Lineage: Eukaryota; Metazoa; Mollusca; Bivalvia; Myida; Dreissenidae
Product: STE20/SPS1-related proline-alanine-rich protein kinase-like
Exons: 5
Coding region: 1-309 (102 amino acids)
Biological process (GO): protein phosphorylation
Molecular function (GO): protein kinase activity; protein serine/threonine kinase activator activity; ATP binding
Source: RefSeq, a predicted model, not a curated record